Adineta ricciae is the source of this 303-nucleotide messenger RNA. NCBI's taxonomy places the organism in Eukaryota, Metazoa, Rotifera, Eurotatoria, Adinetida, Adinetidae. The record is from the annotation of a GenBank genome assembly.
AUGUUUUUCUCCUUAUACGAAUUGCCAGUUGCGCAUAGUUUUGUUUCAAUUGACGGAAAUCCCAAUGAUUUUACCCUGAUUUUCUUCGGGCAAUCUCUUAAAAAAGCGUGCGAACAAUCAUUUGGCCAAUCACUAAUCGAAGAGCGUCGUCCUAUUCUGGUUUAUAUUUACGGCGAGGGAUCUAUUCAGCUAAACGAAAGUUUUCGUAAAUCUAUAUGCUGUUCAGAAAUUAUAUGGAUGUACUUAAACAUGGAGUAUAUCGUUUGGCCGUGGAAGUUUACUUGCGAAACAGCUGAAAUGUAG